Rattus rattus (black rat) is the source of this 1506-nucleotide messenger RNA. RefSeq names its product COP9 signalosome subunit 3 (gene Cops3). The record is from RefSeq and is a predicted model, not a curated record. Lineage: Eukaryota; Metazoa; Chordata; Mammalia; Rodentia; Muridae.
AUGGGUGCCGUUCAUGAACAUCUAAUGGAUGUCUUUGCGGUGUUUCUGAAGUUUUCUAGUCCUACUAUUUUGGGAUUUGAAACAUUAUCCUUUUUUUACCUUUUAGGUAGACUUAUUAAGGCACUCAGCAGUUUAUCCUAAGGGUUAGCAGAAAUUUACUCAAUUUGUCAAGAGUUCCAAAAUCUAAUAAACAAGUAUAGUGAGGUUUUGACUUAUGAUAGCAACAUGAAAAUGAUGGAGAAGACCUUUAAACAAUCUUUAUAUGAUAUAAGUCCUGUGGGAUCAUCUGGAUCACAGGACAGAGAAAAGUAUUUGUUAACCAUGAAAUACAAUGAUGAAAAUGCUGCAAGUAUUAAUUGGGGAGAUGGUGUGAUCAAUUUCCAUGAUAAUAUUGAAAAACCCCAGUAACACAGCCAUACUUCAUAGAAUUGGAAUUCUGAAAUAGGUUCCAACAGAUGUACUGGAAGUAAAUGCAAGCCAGCAAAGAAGAGUGAUCCUUCUUGCUUCCAAUGUUCUUAUGUAAGCCUCCAGAAGAAGGUAUGGCCCAGAUUAAAGGUAUGGUACCACCAUACUUCAUAGCAUUGAUCAGGAGAUGCUAAAUCUUAUAAUGCAUGGUGAACCACUGAUGUGAUAAGCCAGUUGAUCACUGUGAUCCAACAUGCACAAGAGUAUUGCAUGGCAAAUGAUCCCAGGAGUCAAUGUAGGGUGAUCUUAGCUGAGGUGCAUAACAGUGGGAACAUGUAACCUAAAGCGGCCUAAUCCUGUAGCCAGGCAGGACACCCAGAAGAAGGAUAAGGACACUAACUCACCCAUAAAACCUUAAACCAAAAAUUUUUCCCUGCUUGAAAGAAAUGAAAUGAGAAAGAUGAAGUAGAGAAUGAAGGAAUGGCCAAGCAAUAACUGACCUAACUUGAGACCCAUGAGCAAGAACCAAUCCCUGACACUACUAAGCUACUCUGUUAUACUUGCAGACAGGAGCCUAGGAUAACUACUCUGAGAGGCUUUAUCUAGUAUCUGAGUGAACCAGCUGUAUUUGCCCACAGCUGAACAUGGGAUGGAGGUUGGGGACUCUAUGGAAGAGACGGGGGAAGGUUUGAAGGCCCUGAAAGGGAUAGGAGCUCCACAGAAAGACCAACGGAGUUAAUUAAGCAGGACUAAUCAGAACUAUCAGACUGAGUCACCAACCAAAAAGCAAACACUAGGCGGAUUGAGCUCCCUAGCAUAUAUGUAGAAGACAUGCUGCUCAGUCUACAUGUGGGUCUUCUGACAACUGACUGGAGCAAGGGCUAUUCCUAAAGCUGUUGCCUGACUGUGGUAUCCGUUCCUCAACAGGACUGACUUUUCUGGCCUCAGUGGAAGAGAAUGCAUCUAAUCUUUAAGAAACUAGAUAAGUCAGGGUCAGGGACACCUUCUCAGAGGAGAAGGAGAGGAAAAGGAAAAAUGGGGGAAGGUACUCUGUGAGGGAUAACUGGGAGGGUGAGGAGUUUGGGAUGGGGAGAAAGAAAG